UGUUGAGCAGUGUCAAUGUUCCUGUUGACUGCGCUGAUCCUGCGUACCUACCGCACCACCCAGUCUGCCAACGAUGAAGGCACCGUCUAAAUCAUGCCUACGAGUGAUGCGCCGGCUCGCCUAUCCAAUAUCACCACAUCUUGAAUGUCUUGUGCAGCGAAGAUGCUACGCUGCGGUUAUAGAAAAGCCAUCGUCACCUCGAACGUUCAAAACACCAUCCUCUCCUGCAAAUCCAGAGUAUUUGCGGCCGCCGGCAACGCUGCCACCCUCUUCGAAACGAGCUCUGAAGCCACCGCCAGCUGCGAAACCGGCCGCAGCAGCGCCGCGCGCUGUGUUCCGGCCCACGCCAACAGGGCCAGAUCUCCGUAAGAAACAUGACGACGAUGAGGACUUCACACCUUACCCGUUGACACGGCCCAUCGGAAUGCCGGAUCCUCCUGAGCCGACAGACAACAUUGGGCUUGAUCGCCGAACCCUGCGGCAACGGAGAGAUGAUUUCCACAAUUACGACAAACAUAUUCAGCGGAGGGCAAACAUGACGAAGCAGAUCGCAAAGCCGUAUUUCAGAGACUGGAGUAAUAUGCGCUUCUUCAAGGGCAAAGUCUUCAUUGCGCCUGAGCGGUUGUUUAGGGGCGAUGUUGCCCUGUGGUUCCCAAACUUCUUUGGCAAGACAGCUGCAAAGGACGUCGUGAGACGAGGGAUCGCUGACGGUUACGGUGGGCUUGGUCGUGGCACUACUGAAGUCAUGCGUAACAAAGUGUCCGUCGUAAGCAUUGUAAGCAACAUGUGGGCGCAAGGCCAGGUGGAUACAUUUUGCGGAAAGGAACAAAACCCAGAUCUGCAUCGAGUACUGGCGGAGAACCAGGACCUUGCACAGCGAGUUGAGAUCAACUACGAGAACAAUUUUCUGAAAUGGUGGCUUCUGCAGAUCUUUGCUUCUGGCUUACGGAAGACCCGUACACCGGCUGAGCAGGAGCGGUACUUCAUGGUCCGUAGGGGUGUGACAGACAUCAUGAAGGAGGCUAUCGGACUGCUAAACGACAAGGGCGGAUACGUGUAUCUUGUCGAUCAGGAGUGUAAGAUACGCUGGGCUGGUAGUGCAGAGGCGAGCUCAGCGGAAAAGCAAAGUCUUGUGGAAGGGCUGCGUAGAUUGAUCAAGGAGGCAAAGACGCCAAAGGAGGAGCGCAUCGACCCGGUGCUGCGUAAAGAGCAGCUCGAAGCUGCCGUAACAGAUCUGACCGACGAGGCUGCAUUGCCCGAAAAGGCUGCGGCUGCCGCAUAGAGAAGGAAGAGUAGAUUUACGGCGCACAUGAAUACCCUCUUGAUUGGUACUGUUCAAACCGCGACUUCUCUGAUCGCCGUCAUUUGGACGACUGACCUGUUUCACAUCC
Messenger RNA from Baudoinia panamericana UAMH 10762, 1391 nucleotides. RefSeq lists its product as uncharacterized. The record is from RefSeq and is a predicted model, not a curated record. NCBI's taxonomy places the organism in Eukaryota, Fungi, Ascomycota, Dothideomycetes, Mycosphaerellales, Teratosphaeriaceae. The transcript has a single exon. Gene Ontology annotation, biological process: mitochondrial proton-transporting ATP synthase complex assembly. Gene Ontology annotation, cellular component: mitochondrial inner membrane. Bases 74 to 1282 code for a protein of 402 amino acids.